Messenger RNA from Pomacea canaliculata, 3042 nucleotides. RefSeq names its product poly [ADP-ribose] polymerase 11-like. The record is from RefSeq and is a predicted model, not a curated record. Gene Ontology annotation, molecular function: metal ion binding; NAD+ poly-ADP-ribosyltransferase activity. The transcript has 8 exons. The coding region runs from base 658 to 2019 and encodes 453 amino acids. NCBI's taxonomy places the organism in Eukaryota, Metazoa, Mollusca, Gastropoda, Architaenioglossa, Ampullariidae.
GACACGGACUUACUUCCCCUGUUUAACCUAUAUCCCACCUACACCUAGGUAUGUGUUUACGUGGACGGACUGACCUGGUUAUUCGUGCGGAACACGACUCAGUCACACGUAACAGCUUUGCUGCGACGCUCGGAGGUCGUCAUACGUUUGUACUCCUUGGCGACGAAUAUUCAAAUGAAGACGGACACCAGACAGGUUCUAUGAAGUCAUUCCACAGCAAAAGAAGGCGGCCUUACAGAAGUUUUACACGCCAUUGUCAGGCUCUCUGACUAACUAGGCUUUUGAAUUGUCAAAAUAGACGGUUGGUAGCGAAGUGACCAAAGUGUUUAUCACCAUUACGGAUAUCAAAGGUUCAUCCCCGGCUGGGACAUAACUCUGUUAGCAGCCUGCACAGAAGUAAACACAGGAAUAGGAAGAAAAUUAAGUAGCCGAAUAGUCAAGAAGAUACUAGGAACCACAUCGAGGAACUGUAAUGGGUGACGAUGACUGAGCAGCAGAAGUCACCAAGCUCCUACUCACCGAGUUUGGCGGAAGUUGAGAGAACUGGACGCAAGGUUGUACCAAAGAAACUUGUGAAGGGUGGAACCUCUCACAUGUUCAGAAAUAUUUCUCAUUGCAACAGGUUCUCGAUCUUUAAACAGAGUGAGGAGGUGAAACAUGUUUCAGUCAACUCAGAUGAUGUUUGCGUAUUUUGAAGAUGCAAACCUUGGCAGGUACGAACACCUUUGUGAGACCUACACGUGGACAGGUGUGUGUCGCAAUGGUGUCAACUGUCGACAUUACCACAAUCCUGAACGUCUGCCAUACCUGUGGCUGAUUGGAAGGGAGGGACAGUGGAGCAAAAGCCCCGACAGUGUCGCACUCGAGAAGCACUUUUGUAAAGUUGAAGAAUUUAAACCGAAGGUUCCUGAUGACUUCAUUAACUUCAGUGCCUUGUCAAUCACAGAGGAAAGUGAAGAAAGAAAUCAUUCACCUACUCUCAGGCGACUGUCAACGCCAUCAUAUGUAGAUGCAACGCCAGGAAUUCCUCUUAACUUCUACACUCAGUGGGUCUGGUACAGCGAAGAAUAUGAUGGCUUCUACACCCCGUUCUACCCGGGAAGCCUGCAGUACACUCUGGAGGAGAAGUACCUCAAGGAUCAGGGCAAGUACUACUUCGAGAUUGAAGACCUGCGCCUGAUGGUGGACACGGGGAGUAUGAAACAAACCAAUCUGGACACGAAGCGAUCCACUAAACUCAUUCGACGACCAGUCUUUGUACCCCGUGACAAAUUAGAGGCCCCAGAGAUGUCCCCGCUGCUGCUUCACGAUGUUGCUGAGCACGUGCAUCAGGUGCCUGACACCUGGUCUGUCGUGGAUCGUUUCCAGGACUUCGAGCUCGUUGAGCUGGAUUCAGAUAACUCAGAUUACUGUGCCGUACACCGACAGUUCUUCUUAACCAUGGAUGUCACCAAGCACAAUAUUGUCAACAUCUUCCGCGUGCAGAACCCGGGGCUGUGGGAUAAAUACUGCAGCGCCAAAAGAGCCAUGACUCCUAAAGAUCAGGUACAAAAAGGGGUAGACGAGCGUCAGUUAUUUCACGGAACCCCGACACUUCAGGCGGCCAGGGGCAUCUGUGCCAACAGCUUCGACUUCCGCAGGUCUGGAGAGAAUGUUGGAGCUGUCUUGGGCAAGGGAGCUUACUUCUCCACCACAGCUAAGUACAGCCAUAAGUUCACAAGUGUUCACAUCCCAGCCAAGGGCGACCCAACGCGGUUCAUGUUCCUGGGAAGGAUCCUGGUGGGACAGUACACUCUGGGUCGUUCUUCCUACACCAAACCACCAGAGCGUGUCCGACUAAAGUUGUACGAUUCAUGCGUGGAUAAUUUGUCCAACCCCACCAUCUUUGUCAUCUUUGACCUGACACAGAGCUACCCGGAGUAUCUGAUCCAGUACACAGAUGUUUCAGGCAACAGACGUAAGGCACAAGGCCAACGACCCAAACAUAUAUCACAACUCAACAGAUCCCACCAGCCAUAGACACGUCAGUGUCUUUAUUAGCAAGAUCCUCACAUCACCAGUUGCCUUCACUAAAUUCUCAGACGAGUUCAGUACUGCCCUCUACACUCGGACACCAAAGCACGUCGUCUACUGCAACAUCUACCACUACAUCUACACCAGCCUUGUCAACAUUCUCACUUGCAGUAUCGCAAAUGUUAUCAGAAUAUUCACUGUCACGCACAUAUCGGGAGAUCGACGUCAGCAACUUCUUCUACAUCAGCGCCAUCAUCAGUAAACUGGCCUUCUCAGGUAGAUUAUGAAGAGGCUAUGGACUGGUUGCCGAGCAGUGGUUCUUAACCGGGGUUCGAUCGAACCCUAGGGGUUCGGUGAGUCGGUCUCAGGGGUUCGGCGGAGCAUCCGUCACAGAGGUCAAGACACACCCGCAAUUCGUGAUGACACUAAAGAAGGGUUCGGUGAAUGUGCAUAUGAAAUUGUGGGUUCGGUACCUCAAACAAGGUUAAGAACCACUGUUGUAGAGGGACAAGAAAUGUUGUUGCUGUUACAGAUGGGUUUCGAUUUCGUGAAUGUUAAGUAGUCUGCAUAUUCUGCAGAGGACAGUAAUCAUUCCAUUAGAUUCUCCAGUGUGUGUGCACUCAAGACCUACUUAAUACACUCCUGUAGAAAUAUUCUGGCCAAUUUUGCAGAAUAUGAAUUCAAUAUUUUUCUGGAAAUUAUUUUGAAAAAUAUUUGUCACCUAGAUUUUUAAAAACUUUGAAGUACAUAAUUUUACUUUAUGAAUUAACACUUUCAAAGUGUAUUCUCUAUUGGUAAUGUCGUUAAAUUAUUUUUCUCCAAGUUAUACCUGUCUUAAUGGGAAGGUUUGUUCUGUUUUAAAGAGAAUAAAUUGUUAUUAAGCUUGAAUUUGUUUCUCAAAUACUGGUUGUCUGUAACCCUUACACAAGUGCAUGAAUUUAAAAGAAGCAGCAAAAUAUUUAUUUCUCACGUAAAUUUUAAAAGUGAAUUUGUAACAACUUUUUUUGUAGGUGAUACUAUCCAAAUACA